CCGUGGCAAUGCAGGAUGAGUGACUUUGAGGAGUGGAUUUCCAGGGCCCACAGGAGGGGGGACAAAGGCCCCCUCCCCCUGAUGACCUUUGCCACUGCCCCCUACCACGACCAGCAGCUGGGAGCCAGUGGGCUGCGCAAGAAAACCUGUCACUUCGAGGCAAAGCCGUGCUACCUGGAGAACUUCGUCCAGAGCAUAUUCUUCUCCGUAGACCUGAAGGAUCGGCAGGGCGCGUCCCUGGUGGUCGGCGGUGAUGGGCGCUAUUUUAACAAAUCCGCCAUAGAAACCAUAGUGCAGAUGGCGGCCGCCAACGGGAUCGGGCGCCUGGUAAUCGGGCAGAAUGGGAUCCUCUCCACCCCGGCCGUGUCCUGCAUCAUCAGAAAAAUCAGUGCCAUCGGUGGGAUCAUCCUGACGGCCAGCCACAACCCAGGCGGGCCCAAUGGUGACUUUGGGAUCAAGUUCAACACCGCGAAUGGAGGUCCUGCUCCCGAGGCGAUCACGGACAAGAUCUUCCAGAUCAGCAAGACCAUCGAAGAGUACGUGAUCUGCCCCGACCUGAGCGUGGACCUGAGUGUGCUGGGGAGGCAGCAGUUCGACCUGGAGAACAAGUUCAAGCCCUUCACAGUGGAAAUCGUGGACUCGGUGGAAGACUAUGCCACCAUGCUGAGGGGCAUCUUUGACUUCAGUGCCCUGAAGGAGCUGCUCUCUGGCCCGAACCACCUGAAGAUCCGCAUAGAUGCCAUGCACGGAGUUGUGGGGCCCUAUGUGAAGAAGAUCCUCUGUGAGGAGCUAGGCGCCCCGGCCAACUCGGCGGUGAACUGCGUCCCCCUGGAGGACUUCGGCGGCCACCACCCCGACCCCAACCUCACUUACGCAGCCGACCUGGUGGAGACCAUGAAGUCAGGGGAGCAUGAUUUCGGGGCUGCCUUUGAUGGAGACGGGGACCGCAACAUGAUCCUGGGCAAGCAUGGCUUCUUCGUGAACCCCUCGGACUCCGUGGCCGUCAUCGCCGCCAACAUCCUCAGCAUUCCCUACUUCCAGCAGACCGGCGUCCGUGGCUUUGCGCGCAGCAUGCCGACGAGUGGCGCCCUGGACAGGGUGGCGAACGCUACAAAGACUGCUUUGUAUGAGACCCCGACAGGCUGGAAGUUUUUCGGGAACUUGAUGGAUGCCGGCAAACUGUCCCUGUGUGGGGAGGAGAGCUUCGGGACGGGUUCCGACCACAUCCGGGAGAAAGAUGGGCUGUGGGCCGUCCUAGCCUGGCUCUCCAUCCUGGCCACCCGCAAGCAGAGUGUGGAGGACAUUCUCAAGGAUCACUGGCAGAAGCACGGCCGCAACUUCUUCACCAGGUAUGACUACGAGGAGGUGGACGCAGAGGCUGCGAACAAGAUGAUGAAGGACCUGGAGGCCCUGAUGCUGGAUCGCUCCUUUGUGGGGAAGCAGUUCUCAGCCAACGACAAAAUGUACACGGUGGAGAAAGCGGACAACUUUGAGUACAGUGACCCGGUGGACGGAAGUGUUUCCAAGAAUCAGGGCUUGCGGCUCCUCUUUGCAGACGGCUCCCGCAUCAUCUUCCGGCUGAGCGGCACUGGGAGCUCUGGGGCCACCAUCCGCCUAUACAUUGACAGCUAUGAGAAGGACGUCGCCAAGAUCUACCAGGACCCCCAGGUCAUGCUGGCCCCGCUGGUCACCAUCGCGCUCAAGGUGUCCCAGCUGCAGGAGAGGACCGGCCGCACGGCGCCCACCGUCAUCACCUAGGCGACAGGCCCCAGCCGGCCCCCUGAGAGCCCGGACUGCAGCCAGCGACCUUCGGCUCCUCAGGGUCUGACUUCUCUCGCGUCGCAGGCCCUGCGCUCCGAGCGGUGCAGGGGACGUGGCCCAAGCUCGUGUCCACGGCUGCCCGGGGACCCGCUGCCCUGCCCUGCCCACGGUUCACACGCGACCCAGAGUUCAGUGGUUCUGGUGCGUUCUCCCCUGCUUUCCUCGGAUUGAGACACUCGCUUCGGAUUUCCGCCGUUUUCCACCCGGCCCCACUUGCACAGAUGUCCUGCGGUAAUAAAGCAGGGGAAGCUGCGAC
Molecule: messenger RNA, 2077 nt
Organism: Fukomys damarensis (Damara mole-rat)
Lineage: Eukaryota; Metazoa; Chordata; Mammalia; Rodentia; Bathyergidae
Gene: Pgm1
Product: phosphoglucomutase 1
Exons: 11
Coding region: 16-1758 (580 amino acids)
Biological process (GO): carbohydrate metabolic process
Cellular component (GO): cytosol
Molecular function (GO): magnesium ion binding; phosphoglucomutase activity
Source: RefSeq, a predicted model, not a curated record